Messenger RNA from Phialemonium atrogriseum, 2675 nucleotides. Its product is annotated as efflux pump patC. Gene Ontology annotation, cellular component: plasma membrane. Gene Ontology annotation, molecular function: transmembrane transporter activity. Gene Ontology annotation, biological process: transmembrane transport. Lineage: Eukaryota; Fungi; Ascomycota; Sordariomycetes; Cephalothecales; Cephalothecaceae. Bases 433 to 2229 code for a protein of 598 amino acids. The transcript is spliced from 5 exons. The record is from RefSeq and is a predicted model, not a curated record.
GUUCCCCAUGCAAUGAGAGGGCUAGUGGGUUCUAGACUCGACUUCGCGGGGAGCUACAUGAAGGCAGAUGCGGGUCAGGAUUGGACAUUCCCCAGAUUCCCCAGACCAAAAGCCGGUCCUGCAGCUAGCUAGAGCCCCCCCAGGUGUUCACUGGGUUGGCUGGGGUAGCAACUCAGGAAAUAGGCUACCGAGUUCUCGGAAGCUCGCGUUGGACCAGACGCGUGCCAACUUGACUUCUUAAAGGGCAGCGUGGCCGGUGCCGAUCCUUGAUGUUUGCGGUAUGUAGCUUGUUUCUUGUGCAUCGACACUGGACAGACAUUGGAGUUCUAUUGUUGGUGCUGCGAUUACUGCCUGUCGGUUUGAAUACUCCUUCAAUUCGUCUCUGUCCCUCUCUCUCGGCACAAAGGACCUCUGCGGUUCCAAGUGGCAGACAUGGGGAUCUCUGCGGCACCUCUGCCGUCUAACGACUUGUCGGAUAGCGGCAAUGAGAAAGUUGAGCUCGAAGCUCGUGAGCAUGCCGAGGGUUCGGGUUCGGAGGCCUUGUCGCCUCUGGAAGAGGACCAUGGGGACGGGAAGCUCACGAAGGAGAUAAUCCUCGCGUACAUUGCUUUGUGUGGCCAGAUCAACGCCUAUAUCAUGACCAUGCUGAUCCCUGCCACGACGCUGCCGUACAUCAACGCGGAGCUGGGGCCAGACCCGAACAGCGUCUGGAUCACCAUUUGCUGGACCCUCGGCGCCUCGAUUCUCGUCUCCAUCGGCGGCCGGCUGUCGGACAUCUUUGGCCGGCGGUAUUUCAUGCUCACCGGCGCCAUGAUCUCCAUCAUUGGAACCAUCGUCGGCGCGACGGGCAAGAGCAUCCCCCAGAUGAUCGUGUCGGGGGCGCUGUUCGGCAUCGGCAGCGGCUUCCAGGAGCUCUGCUACGCGUGUGUCCAGGAGAUUGUGCCCAACCGCUACCGCGUCAUGGCCGUGGGCGGGCUGGACGUCUCCCUUGCCCUUGCCUUCAGCUCGCCUGUCAUCGCCUACGCCUUCAUCGCCCACCAGCCCAUCGGCUGGCGCGGUGCCUACUGGUACCUCUUCAGCUACCACGUCUUUGCCUUCAUCCUGCUGUUCCUCUUCUACAAGCCCCCGGACUUCAAGACGAAGCAUCGCCAGGACGGCUACACCAAAUUACAGCUGCUUGGCCAGCUCGAUUACGUCGGUGUCUUCCUCUUCCUCACUGGCGGCGUCCUCUUCCUCCUCGGCGUCAACUUUGGCGGUCGGACAUACCCCUGGAGCCACGCGGGCACCAUCGCCCCCAUCGUCCUUGGCUGCUGCUGCUUCAUCGCCGUGGCGUUCUGGGAAGCGUAUGCCGACCUGAAGUUCCCGCUGUUCCCACCAAAGCUGUUCAAGAGAGUCCGAGAGUUCGACAUGAUUAUCGUCGUCUGCUUUGUCGGCGGUAUGCUAUAUUACAGCAUGAACGUACUCUGGCCGCGGCAGUCGCAGGCCUUCUUCAUUGGGCCCGACGAAGUCAUCAUGCGAGGUGUCUACGCCAUCAUCUUCUCGUGUGGAACAUGGAUGGCUGGCCUUCUAACCGUCUUCGUCUGCUCGCGCCUCCACCAUGAAAAGUGGCAGCUGGUAGCUUUCACGGUCAUCCAGACGGCCCUCAUCGGCUCCAUGGCGUCUGUCAAGUCCACGUCCCUUGCGCAGGCCAUUGUGACGGUGGUCUUGGCGGCCACGACAAUCACGCCGCCGCAGCUCCUGUCGUUCACUAUGCUGUCGUUUGGGCUAGAGGACCAAGCCGACCUUGGCAUCGCCGUCGGCCUAGCAGGGACCUUCCGGCUCUUCGGCGGCGCCGUGGCGACGGCCAUCUACACGGCCAUCUACUCGUCGCGGUUCACCGAGGUGCUGCCGGGCAAGAUGGCGGCGGCGAUCAACGCGUCGGACGUGCCCUUCUCCGACGGCCUCCUGGCCAGCCUCGUCAAGGCCGGGCAGCUCAACACGGCGGCGGCGUUCGCGGCCGUGUCCGGGGCCACGCCGCGGCUCAUCGAGCUGGCGCAGGACGCGGUCAAGCAGUCGUACGUCAAGGGCUUCAGCCUCGUGUAUCUGAUCGCCAUCGCGUUCGGCGCAGCGGCCACGGUGGCGGCCAUGUGCACCGUCAGCACGGACCGGUCGAAGAAGAACAAUGCGCGGGCAGUGAUCAUGAUGAACGAGAUGGAGAAGGAGAGCGAUGUGGAUUCCAAGGCUGUUUAAUGGUGCGGCGGGAUGAGAGCAACACUCACCGUCAACAAUGGAGGGAGGGAGACCAGUCUUAAACGUUUGCCGGGUGCCUCCCCAUAAACAUCUGUAGUUCAGCCAUACUUAAUAUAACCCAAUGUUGGCUGCCUCUGCCCUCCACACCUGGAGCGAAAUUAGCCAAGGCGGUACAGAAUGCCAAGGCUGGCCAAGAUGAGUUGCGGACCGCUGUCGCCCGCAUUUGCUUGGCCUGUCGUGCCUGUAUAGACUGGUAAGUAUUCGUUUUCAGCUUUGACUUGUCAUGAUCGUGUGUCGCGGUUGGCGGGAUGCGAUGUCUCCUUCUCCUUGUGACAGGUCACAUGAUGUUCUUCCGAGGAGAAGGUACGAGCAGCCAAACAAGAUUGUCCUAUUUGUAAUCCCAUCUUUGUUAGAGCAUCCUAUCUUAGGUUUCACAGCGGUCAUAG